This is a messenger RNA of Helianthus annuus (common sunflower), 1401 nucleotides long. RefSeq lists its product as uncharacterized. NCBI's taxonomy places the organism in Eukaryota, Viridiplantae, Streptophyta, Magnoliopsida, Asterales, Asteraceae. Gene Ontology annotation, molecular function: nucleic acid binding; RNA-DNA hybrid ribonuclease activity. The record is from RefSeq and is a predicted model, not a curated record. Bases 1 to 1401 code for a protein of 466 amino acids. The transcript has a single exon.
AUGAAAGAAGGUUUGAUAAAGUUCCCUACUCUGACCGCGCCAUUUGAAAAGGAACCACUCAUCCUGUAUUUGUCCUCUUCAGACAAGGCAGUGGGGUCGGUAUUGUUGGUGGAGAGAAAUGGAGUCCAGACUCCAAUUUAUUACGUCAGUAGGGUGCUUACUGAUCCAGAAACGAGAUAUUCCACAAUGGAAAAGUUGGUACUUGCGCUGCUACACGCCUCCAGAAGGCUGCGCAAAUAUUUUACAGGGCAUGUGGUCACGGUACUCACCAACUUUAACAUCAGCACCAUAUUACAAAAGCCAGAAACGUCAGGUCGCCUAGCGAAGUGGGCAAUCGAACUGGGGGGCCACAACAUUCUCUACAGGCCGCGCCCAGCAAUCAAGGGUCAAGUCCUAGCGGACUUCAUCACCGAAGUCCCAGAGGACAAAAUCAAAGAUUGUGAGAUUGUCGAGACUCCCAGAGAAGACAAGUCCGAUGGGUUAUGGUUGCUAUACACUGAUGGGGCCUCAAACGAAGAUGGUGCAGGGGCUGGAUUGCGCCUGGUUUGUCCUGAGAAACAUGAAUUUACAUACGCCAUUAAGUUGGAUUUUAAGAAUACCAACAAUGAGGCGGAAUAUGAAGCAUUUUUGGCAGGCCUGCGCCUCGCCAUCAAAAUGGGAGCUCAAAACGUACAAGCGCAUGUCGACUCACUUUUGAUCGCCAGUCAAAUCAACGGAGUGCAUAAUGCAAAGGGCGAUGUUAUGGCCUUGUAUUUAGACCAAACAAAAGAGUUGCUGCAAAAAUUCAAGUCAUACAAGGUAGUACACAUCAAUCGCUCAGAGAACAAACCAGCGGACGCCUUGAGCAAGCUCGCCUCAACUUCUUUCCAAAAUCUUGCCAAAGAUGUACGAAUCGAAGUACUAAAAAACCCGUCAGGUCUAUUGCGUCAAGUAAAUGUGAUCAAGAUAGGGCAACCAUCUUGGAUGACCCCUAUCAUUCAGUACUUGCAAGAGGGAAUACUCCCUGAUAACAAAGCAGAGGCAAGGAAGGUACAGAACAAGGCCCCGCAUUAUGAGAUGAAUGGUGGUAUCUUGUACCGAAGAUCCUUCUUGGGGCCACUUCUGCGCUGUGUAGACCCCCAAGAUGCAAAAUACUUGAUCAGGGAGAUUCACGAAGGAAUAUGUGGCAUCCAUGCAGUCCCACGCAUGGUUGCCGCGAAAUUAAUGAACGCUGGUUACUAUUGGCCAGGGAUGCACGUGGACGCUCUAAAGGAAUUGGGCAAAUGCGACUCCUGUCAAAGGCAUGCCCCGAAAACCCUGCGCCCGAAAAAUGAUCUCAUUCCUAUGUCCACUGUGCAUGGCCUUUCCAGCAGUGGGGAAUUGAUAUGGUCGGACCUUUCCCUGAAGCUCCGGGAGCUGUGA